CAACGACGACAGGCGUCGCGGCGUACGCGUCGUAUCAAAAAAAAAAAAAAAAAGCCACCGCCUAAAAUUAUACAUAUAUCACAAGUAUUUUCUUAAUAUUAUCAUCAACAUAAUCAUCAAUGUUCUUAUCAAAAAAAUUUAAUAAAUUAUCAUUUUAAUAAUUAUUAAAUUACGAGUUUCUAAAAGUUGAUAACUUUUGAUUAUUUUGUAUAUAUUUCUGUGCGAAAAUAUUUCUUACUUGUCGCGUGAGUGUUGGUUAAGGGGUGGAAUCUACACACCGCGAUUCUAAGGAUCGAUAAACCAAGAGAAUGUUCAAGAAGGCGUUCAACGAAUCCGGCAGGAAAAUCUUAAAGGUGAUUAAAAAAUUAUCAACUAGAAGUAGAGCUGUUAAAAAAAGUCAACAAAAACAAGAUGAAGUUUAUCAUAACAAGGUUAUAUGUGAGCUUGCACCACCUCCAACACCAAUGUGGACAACGACAUAUUUUGAGCCGGACAUUGCCUCGUUAUCAUGGUCAUUGCCCUCACUUGAUGCCAAGAGUGUUGAUACAUAUAUGACAUACGUCAUUGAAAAUCUUGAUGAAUGCAAUUCCAUGUGUUGCUACUGCAUUGAACAUGAAAAUCAAAGAAAUGAAAAUCGAGAAAAUGAAAUGAUUCAUUAACAAUUUAUAUAAUUAUAUAUUUUUUUUUUUAUAAUUAAUCAUUAAGAAAUUACAAACUUAACGUAUCGCGAUAAUUUUAUUAUAUUAAAAAAUAAUCUAUAUAUAUUAUUAUAAAUUUUUUUUUUUUUUUUUAAGAUAAAUAUAUAAAUUAGCUUUUGUUAUUAUUUUAAAAUCUUUCAAAUAUGACAACAGCAAUAAUUAUUGGCCUAUUAAUCAACGAAAUGACAAAUUCAAAUUGCAUCUUUUAAAAAUAUUUUUAAUUAUUUAUAUCCAAUUUUGGAUUUUCGCUCAAUCUAUGUAUUUGCCUUUUUUCCUUAAUUAUCAAAAAAAAAAAAAAAAUAUAUAGUAAUAGCAAUAAGUUGAAAAAAAAUUUACACGCACCUGUAUGUCAAAGACCUGAUGUAAAUAUAACACAUCCAAGUACCUCCAAGUAGAUUUAAUUAUUACCACAAUCUUAUUAAAUUAUAAGAUAGAAUGUAAAAAUAUUUUAAGGCUGUGAAAA
Aphidius gifuensis is the source of this 1161-nucleotide messenger RNA. RefSeq lists its product as uncharacterized. NCBI's taxonomy places the organism in Eukaryota, Metazoa, Arthropoda, Insecta, Hymenoptera, Braconidae. The record is from RefSeq and is a predicted model, not a curated record. Bases 309 to 659 code for a protein of 116 amino acids. The transcript is spliced from 2 exons.